Messenger RNA from Phalacrocorax carbo (great cormorant), 3139 nucleotides. NCBI's taxonomy places the organism in Eukaryota, Metazoa, Chordata, Aves, Suliformes, Phalacrocoracidae. The record is from RefSeq and is a predicted model, not a curated record.
UCGCAGGUACUAAUCGCCGCCCAGCCCCGGCUCCUUUCUGCAUUUGCCGCCCCGCUCCCCCCGGAGCCGGCGCAGCCCGAGCGCGGCCGGGAUGCAGGGGGGCCAGCAGCAGCUGCAGCCCCCCACGCUGCCCCCGCACCUCCAGCAGCAGCACCAGCAGCACCACUACUACCGCCGCCAGCAGCACUACAGCACGCUGCCCGCCGCCCGGCGGCCCCUCUCCUGCCCGGAGCCGCUGCCCCGGCCGCUGCCCUGCCGGGAGCCGCCGCCCUGCCCGGCGCCGCUGCCCCGGCCGCUGCCUUGCUGGGAGCCGCCGCCCUGCCCGGACCCCCCUCCGCCACCGCCGCCGUGCCCCCCGCCGUGCCGAGAGCCACCGCCCUGCCCGGAGCCGCUGCCCCGGCCCCUGCCCUGCUUCGAGCCCGCGCCCCACCACCAGCAGCAGCAGGAAAGCAGCGUGCCGUUCGACCGGGUGCGGACCUACGGCCCCGGCUGCCGGCGGGUGAGCACGUCCUGCUCCUCCCGGGCGGCCUCGCCGCUGGAGUGCUCGCACGGUUACCAGCAAGUCAUCUCUGGCUGCGACCCGCCGCAACAGGGCACUCUUCGAAGGAUUAUUAUCGAGAAUGCUGAUCAGGAACAGUUAUCCCCAUUUCUUAGAGGGGCGAAUUUCUGUCCUGGAAAUAAUGUCAUCUAUGAAAAGACAAUAAGAAAAUAUGAGCUAUUAAAUCCCCAACAAGAGAAACAGUAUCAGUUUUCCCGCCAGUGUCAGAGUCCCCAGCAAGCCGACCAGUGCCAUGUUGUCCAGCCCUGCCAGCACGCUGAGCCGGCCCAGGUCUCUCACCAGUGCCAGCAGACACAGACCGGUAGCCCCUGUGAAAUAAUUCCAGUCUCUGUGAGCGAUGACUGCAGAGGAAAUACUGUGAGGAGGGUGACAGUUCAAACCUGUGAACCGGUGAAUUGCUCUCAGGAAAAGAACGACCAGCUGGACUGCCGCUACUUCGGUGAGCUCCUUGCUGAACUGAACCGCAAGACCAGUGACUUGUACAGUUGUUUACUGCAGCAUGUGGAAAAGAUAGGAGGAAGAAACCACGACAUCGAAUUUACAUGUCAGUCUGAAGAUAUUGAAGAUCUAAUUCCCAAAGGACUGUCUGAGGCAACAAAGCAGCAGAUUCGUUAUCUCCUCCAGAUGAGAGUGACGUCAGAUAAAUCUUUGAGACUUGUGCUUUCCACUUUCAAAAAUUUACGUGAAGAACUUUGCCAUCUGCAGGAUGACUUGGGGAAGUUAGAAACUGACUGUGUCUUACUUAAGAAGGAUUUGGCUUUUAAAGCUUCUCAAGUAAAAGAAUAUGAAACUAUGUUGACUUCUCUGAGAGAGAAUAAUCGUCAGCAGCAGCAAGGACUCAGAGAGAGCACUGCAAAAUGUCGCUCUCUGGAAGAACAGCUCCUCUCCCUUCGGCUCACCGAGGGAGAAAAGGACUGUCAGCUGAAGGAACUGGAGUACUGCAAGCGUACCUUGGAGCAAGAGAUCCAGAGCCUCAGGCUGCAGGCCUGCUCUAAUCCAACACUACAGACCACCACAGAUGAACUCUCCAGCCGUUACGUAGAGAUGAUCAAUAACUUGAGAGAGGAUAAAGAUCGCGAGAUCCGCAGCCUUAGGUCUCAGUUAUGCCAAUUCCAGCAAGAUAUAUCGAAGAGAGAAGGAAGUAACAGUGACUUGCAAAUAAGGUUACAUGAACUGAUGUCGAUGCUGGAGGAGAAAGAUGCUCUUAUUAAACAGCAGCAAGAGGACCUCUUCAGAUUGAAGCAUGAGAAAUUAUCAGGCAGCCAGUCCCCUGGUGUAACAGCUAUCAUCACAAAGAAGUACAGGAAUCAGUACCCUAUUCUGGGUCUCCUGUCCGAUGACUACAAGGCUACAUCACCUGUCAAUAAAUCACAAACCAUUGUGAUUGAGAGGACCGGGGAGAUAUGGAAACACGAGUGAAAGAAAUCCCUAAGCCACCAGAGCUGCUCAAAGGAGUUCACCACGACUAAAACUGCUUUACUUUCUGCUAUUUUGCAUCAGAAAAAGGUUCAGUCUGAUAGUGAGAAAGGCUGGGAACACACUAAGGACAUGGAAGCACAAAGAUAAUGGAAAAGAGUGUCUCAUCCUCACUGUGAAGAACUCGGUUACCUGUGUCCACGGUCUGCCACUAACAUCUGCGUACAAACGUUACUUGUACUGCUCACGCGCUCGCUUCUCGCUCGGAGGAGAGCGGCAGGCCAUGCUUCCGUGGGCUUCUGUUUUCCGCCAGGCCUGAAGCAACCUAAGGGACAAAGGAAGACGUGUGACACCUUUUUCUCUUUGUACUGUUAGCCCUAUUCUUCUGUCCACUCACGCUGAGAACGAUACCAAGUUAAGCCCCAGGCACACGGCGCGGCUGGUUUCAGUGCAGACGGAUUCACAGAUGGACGUUUUACCUCCUGCUGCCCAUUGACGGUGAAGUGAACCCCAGAAACAACUUCAAAAAAUACCUCACUGAGAAAGGCUUACCUUGCACCUGCCUAUGCCGGGAAGGUAAAACACGAAGGGAAAUUACUUCACUUACUCCGGAUACACAAAUCCUCAAACUUGGCUACUGAACAGGCAACCGCCAGUUACCUGGUUCAGUAAAACGACGGGGCAAACGCUCAUUUUAAAGAAUGUUGUUGACCUCAGAGUUGAUGUAUUGUCAGGUGAACCUCUAUAAGCCCCCAAACCAGCCGUAAGUAUGUAUUUGCUGUGCUUGAAAAUCAACAUCUUGGUACAUUUUUAUAUAGAAAAACUUAGUAUGAAACUAGAUCAUAGACUAAAUUUCACCAUCAGACCAACCUUCCACUUUCAAUUUUUGCUCCCCGUAGGACCACAGAACUUCUAAGUGAUUUGGUAUUAACCAUUAAGUGGUUGUCUAAGCAACACAGUGCAGGGAAUGAUAGGGGAAAUGUUUAACUAUGCGGUCAGAAGGCACUAGCUCGCUAUCCCGGGUUCUUGCUUCGCUUUGUUUCUGCAGGCACGUAUUUCUAUUCACAAAUAAUAUAUAUCAUCAACACUGUUUAAUGGUGAAAGAACGCUAUAGCCUAUGUGUAACUAUGAAAUAAAUCUAAGUGUAACUUUCUGAAUGACGUC